Messenger RNA from Neurospora hispaniola, 198 nucleotides. RefSeq lists its product as uncharacterized. The record is from RefSeq and is a predicted model, not a curated record. The transcript has 2 exons. NCBI's taxonomy places the organism in Eukaryota, Fungi, Ascomycota, Sordariomycetes, Sordariales, Sordariaceae. Bases 1 to 198 code for a protein of 65 amino acids.
AUGACCAUCAUAGAACAACGACCCCGGUUUCCUCCAACAACGAAUUGCCCGAACCACAUGUUAUUGAAUCCAACUCAUAAUCCAAGUCGCCAUCCUGCUCUUACGAAUCACAGUAAUGCUGCAAUCUUUGUACCCCAUGACCUGUUCAUUAUUAAAUCGAGACCGGUCCGUGAUGUAUACGGAGUUGAGCCGCUGUAA